AUCGACAAAACUUAUUGAAGAUGAAAAAAAAUGUUGGAAGCACCAUAAAUUUGUAGAUUUUUGUCACGUAUUUUGAAGGUUCUGUACAUAGUUUUUCUGAUAAUUUGCAAAUAAUUGUUGUACAAAUGGAUGAUGAUGACUAUGAUGAAGAAAGUGUCAUAAUUGAAGAAGAUUAUUACACCUUAUUGAAUGUUUCGCGAACUGCUACUCCUGAAGAAAUUAGCAACGCCUAUCGCAGAUUGAGUCGUCUUUAUCAUCCUGACAAACACACGGAUGUCAGCAAAAAACAUGAUGCCGAAAUUCUAUUCAAUAAAACGAAAAAAGCACAUGAAAUCUUGAGCGACGAACACAAGCGAGCAAUCUACGACAGUCUGGGCGUGAAGGGGCUCGAAACGGAAGGCUGGGAAAUUGUGCAACGCAGCAAGACGCCGCAGGAGAUACGCGAGGAGUAUGAACGAUUGGCCAGGCGACGAGAUGAAAGGCGGCUCCAGCAGAGGACCAAUCCGAAAGGAGUUUUCACGGUCAGUGUGAACGCCACCGAACUGUUCAGCCAAUACGAAGAUGACUACAUUGACGCUUAUAGCCCGAUGGUGGUAUGGCCAAUCGAGGUGAAGGAUCUAUCAAUCUCGCAAUCGAUCGAAGCCCCUCUCACACUCAGAGACACGCUAACACUGCAUGGCAAUAUAUCCACUCUAAAUCAUUCAGGAUCAGGCUCGUUCACAGUGGGAGCCAAGCGUCUUCUGUCGGACACCAGCUGGAUUGAGUUGGACCUGAGCUGUGGCAAUGGACCGGCCAUUACAUUCAAGGCGUUCCGCUCGCUCACCAAGUCCAUAUUCGGCACAUUUGUGCCGCAUCUCCAGUUCACCAAUCAGGGUAUAUCGGCCGGCGCUGAGACCUCCCUGGCAAUGAAGGUGAGCGACCACACGAUGGGGUACGUGGUGUGGCGUGCGGGCGGCUCCAACUCGUCCAUGUCGACUUCAGUGGCUCGUGACACGGACCGCAGCCAUUUUGGGUUGACCCUACAGCUGGGCAUUCCGCACUCGUUCGCAUCGCUCAACUACACGCACAAGCUCAAGGAGAGGGAGAUGAAGCUAAAGACGUCGGCCAAGGCUGGAACAUUUGGAGCAUUGUUCGAGUACGGUGUAGAGAAGAAGGUGUCAGAACAAAGUACGAUAUCGGCCAUGGUCAGUGUGGGAGUACCCACUGGUGUCUCGCUCAAAUUAAAAUUGGUGCGUGCGAGCCAGACUUACUUCUUCCCGAUCCACGUGUGCGAGGAGAUAGUGCCUUCGCACGUUUUCUACGCGACGGUGACUCCGCUGUUUGUGUAUGUGAUGGUGAAGCGCCUGGUGGUCGACCCUAUGAUGGCAGAGCAACACAAGCGAGACAAGGAGCGACAGAGACAGGUCAACAAGAAACGAAUGGCAGAACGACGUCGCGAGGCGGAGGCCGCCGUGAAACUGAUGGCCGAAACGUUCUCGCGCAUUCGCAGCGACGAGGAGCAGAAGAGGGGGCUGGUGGUGGUGAAGGCCAUCUACGGCCGCAUUGUCAUUGGCCAGGAGGCGGGGCCUGGCGGCGAGGGGGCGGGGCCUAGUGGCGAGGGAGGGGCGGGGCCCAGUCGGGUGGGAGGGGCGGAGCACAGCGAAGAGAUCAUCGACGUGCGCAUACCGUUGCAGUGUCUCGUCAAGAACUCGAAACUUGUCUUGCAUGAUACUUCCAAGAGCCAGUUGCCAGGCUUCUUCGAUCCGUGUGUGGGCGAAGACAAGUCACUGUUUGUGCAAUAUCUGUUCCACAACCAUCUGCACGAAGUCACUGUCAGCGAUAAGGAUCCACUUAUGAUUCCCAAGCAUUCACACAGGAUACCUGCAACGUGACAGCCGGCGGCCAGCGUGAGAGGAAAGGAGACAAUAUUAGUCAUCUUGUGGCAGUUAGUUGCAUCGCUAUCCACUGCAACUGCAUGUGCAAUUGCAAUUCUAAAAGUGCAUCCUGUUCUGUUGCAUAGAUGAACGCAAUGCAACCAAGCUUUAUUCGAAAUUUGAGUGAUGAGAAAGUGCAUCGCAUGCAGUUGCAACGAUGCUCAUUUAUUCAGUUACAGUAGCAACGAUGCACUUUUAUGCACUUGCAUCAGACGCAGUUGCAACGAUGCAUAUUUAUGCAGUUGCAACGAUGCAUAUUUAUGCAGUUGCAACGAUGCAUAUUUAUGCAGUUGUAACUAUGCACUUUUAUGCAGUUGCAACGAUGCACAUUUAUGCAGUUGUAUCAGAUGCAGUUGAAUCGGAUGCACAUGCAGUUGCAGUUAAGCGGUGCUUUGCUCCUGUAGUCGAUGUGUAGAUCAGCUAAAAUUUAUCUUAUAGCACCAGUUACCCGUCUGAUACUGGCUGAAUCUAUUCUAUUUUGUUUGUAAAACUACUGUAUUCUUUGAGACCGUUGAAAAUAAAUUGUGAAAUCGUGA
Molecule: messenger RNA, 2449 nt
Organism: Nilaparvata lugens (brown planthopper)
Lineage: Eukaryota; Metazoa; Arthropoda; Insecta; Hemiptera; Delphacidae
Product: dnaJ homolog subfamily C member 11
Exons: 12
Coding region: 126-1871 (581 amino acids)
Biological process (GO): cristae formation
Source: RefSeq, a predicted model, not a curated record